Klebsormidium nitens is the source of this 312-nucleotide messenger RNA. NCBI's taxonomy places the organism in Eukaryota, Viridiplantae, Streptophyta, Klebsormidiophyceae, Klebsormidiales, Klebsormidiaceae. The record is from the annotation of a GenBank genome assembly.
AUGGACGGAGCAAAGAAGGCGCCAACGGCGCAAAAGAAGGCGCAAGCGGAAAGCGUGAAGGAGAAACGGGAGGAGCUCGUGGAGAUUGAGCUCGAGUUUGACGAGGCCGGGUUAGAGCCUCAAGCGGAGAAAGCGAAGAACGGGGCAACGGGGGAGCCGUUGUCAGACCUCAAAGGUGUGGCGUCCGUUGCUUUGAGGGGCGCUUCGCUCUUCGAUGACAUCCACAGCAAGGAGAUCGAUCUGGGCGAGCUGCUCUCGGCUCAAAGGAUCACUGCUCUUGAUCUCGUCUGGCAGAUUCGGCAGCAGGGUUGA